Mucor mucedo is the source of this 1429-nucleotide messenger RNA. RefSeq lists its product as uncharacterized. The transcript has 8 exons. The coding region runs from base 44 to 1333 and encodes 429 amino acids. Gene Ontology annotation, molecular function: protein binding. The record is from RefSeq and is a predicted model, not a curated record. NCBI's taxonomy places the organism in Eukaryota, Fungi, Mucoromycota, Mucoromycetes, Mucorales, Mucoraceae.
CUUCUUUCCCCCUUACCCCAUUAUUUUUAAAAUAUUAAAUAUAAUGCGUAUACCGUCUUUGUUAGUGAUAGCAGCCAGUUUAAACCUUGUCAAAGCGGCUAUUCCUACUCACAGAUAUAAUGGAGGUUGUGCAGCAGUAACUCAACGACUUUACUGCUUUGGAGGAACAUCAAAUCAAAAAACCACGUCAGAUCAUUAUGUAUUUGAUCUGUCGAUGGAUUUUUCCGUUGAGAAGGCCAUAGAUAAUUGGAAUACCGUAACAUCUACUGAUUUUCAAGUGGAGCCAAAUAGCUUGUUCUCGAUUGUUCCUUUAAACGAUAGUUAUUUGGUACACGGGGGUUUAGGUUACGGCUCUUCAACUCAAUUUUUAAGAAACGUAACAACAAUGUUUAAUGCGACCACUGAAAGUUGGGAAACUAUAAAUAGUAUAAAUGAAACCACGAUGGUGCCAAGUCGCGAAGAGACCUCAACGCUUGAUCCGUUUAAUCGGAUUUGGACCUGGGGUGGAAUAAGCGAUAAUACAACAUCUGCAAACAUAACUGAGGUUACAUAUCAUGAUGAAAUGCAAGUUUUAAACAUGAAUACUUUGACCUGGUCAUUCCCAGAUAGCACAAACACGUCAUUACAACCUUCGUUUGUCCGUGCUCGUAUUGCACAUACAGAAACAUUGGGUCGAUCAGGAGAAUCUAUAUUUUACAUCGGAGGCUUACAAUCAGAUGACAACGACCAGCUUAUUGCCGCAUCUAUGAGUGAAAUCCUCGAGUACAACAUUGCAAAUAAUACUUGGUUUUUAAGGAAAUCCCCAGUAAAUAGUACUGUCCCAUCCUCUCGAAGAUUGCACUCAGCCACUCAAAUUCCCGAUCAUGAUCUCAUAUUUGUAUAUGGCGGAUCUGCAACUGAUGCUUCAAAAACGGUAACGGAUUACAGCUAUUUAUUGAAUACAACAUCAUUUGAAUGGACAGCUGUAGAUAUAAUAAAUGAAGGUGCUGGUCCUAGAUUUGGACAUUCAGCUGUGUUGUACAAAGGCAAAUCUUUAUUUAUAGUCUUUGGCGCUGAUAAUCUUGGAAACCUUCGAAAUGACUUUUUUAUACUUGACAUAGCAAACUGGCAAUGGGUUCAGACUUUUAAGACAGACGGCGUUUAUCCAUCCGUUUCAAGCCAAUCUAAUUCAGCCAUAAACACAGGCCCGAAAUCUACUGCAACCAUUUUCAGUACAACUUUGGGAAACGAGAGUUCGUCUGCAAAUGCAAAUAACCAAACUCCUAUACCUUUCAACUACAUAACAACUAUAUAUUUGAUGCUCGGCGUCAUGGUUGUAUUUCUCUUCUGCUAAAAUCACUGUCCAGAUAUAUUUAAUAAUUUAACCCUAAUUUUGCCUAAAAGCCAUCUAAUAAUAUCGUAACAUAUAAAUAAACCUGUUUUAAUAAAA